AUGUCCCAAGAAUUUGAUUUCACUGAUAACUCACACAGACGUUACAACCCAUUGACCGACUCCUGGAUCCUUGUUUCACCUCACAGAGCUAAGAGACCUUGGUUAGGUCAACAAGAAACACCAGCCAAGUCUACCAUUCCUGAAUAUGAAGAAAAGUGUUUCUUAUGUCCAGGUAACAAGAGAGUCACUGGUGGUGCUAACCCAAAGUAUGAAUCCACUUACGUUUUCCAAAACGAUUUUGCUGCUGUUAAAAUCGAUCAACCAGCUUUAGAAGUUCAAGAUUCAGGUAAGGAUACCCUAAAAGACAGAUUGAUCAAGGUUCAAGGUGUUAGAGGUAAUUGUUUCGUUAUAUGUUUCAGUCCAAAACAUAACUUGACCAUUCCUCAAAUGCAAGUUAAGGAUCUUUACAAGGUCAUAAGUACAUGGCAACAACUUUACAACGACUUAUCUAAACAAGCUGUUGAAGAAAAGAAACCAUUCAAAUAUUUACAAAUCUUUGAAAAUAAGGGUACUGCCAUGGGUUGUUCUAACUUACAUCCUCAUGGUCAAGCUUGGUGUCUAGAAGCCGUUCCAAGUGAAGUCUCUCAAGAAUUCAAGUCCUUUGAUAAGUAUAAGCACGCUCACAAUGCUGAUUUGUUAGGCGACUACGUCAAAUUGGAGAUGGAAGAAAGAAGUAGAAUUGUUCUAGAAAAUGACAGUUUCUUAGUUCUAGUCCCAUACUGGGCUGUCUGGCCAUUUGAAACCAUGAUUGUCGCUAAGACUAAGGUUCCAAGUAUUGCUCAUUUCACUGACAAACAAAAGGAUGACCUAGCUUCCAUGAUGAAGCAAUUGACUGUCAAGUACGAUAACUUGUUUGAAACAUCUUUCCCUUACUCUAUGGGUCUACAUCAAGCUCCAUUGAAUGCUACUGGUGAUGAAUUGAACAAUGCUUGGUUCCACAUGCAUUUCUACCCACCAUUGCUAAGAUCUGCUACUGUUAGAAAGUUCUUAGUCGGUUUUGAAAUGUUGGGUGAACCACAAAGAGAUUUGACUGCUGAACAAGCCGCUGAUAGAUUAAGAAAGUUGGAUGGUGAUCACCAUUACACUGAAAACUUGUAA
Molecule: messenger RNA, 1098 nt
Organism: Maudiozyma saulgeensis
Lineage: Eukaryota; Fungi; Ascomycota; Saccharomycetes; Saccharomycetales; Saccharomycetaceae
Source: the annotation of a GenBank genome assembly